Molecule: messenger RNA, 510 nt
Organism: Vavraia culicis subsp. floridensis
Lineage: Eukaryota; Fungi; Microsporidia; Pleistophoridae
Exons: 1
Biological process (GO): peptide catabolic process; proteolysis
Cellular component (GO): cytoplasm
Molecular function (GO): zinc ion binding; metalloaminopeptidase activity; peptide binding
Source: RefSeq, a predicted model, not a curated record
UAUUCGACCUACGAUGUGAACCAGGGAAUGUAUGCAUUACAUGUUGCCGACCAGGUGCUGCAGUUUUUUGAAGAGUACUUUGGGAUUGAAUACCCGCUGGACAAGCUUGACAUGGUGGCAGUGCCAGAAUUCACAGCAGGAGCCAUGGAGAACUGGGGGUUAAUCACAUACAACGAGGCAAACCUGCUGUUUGACAAGGACAAGUCAAGCAUGACGCAGCGUAGGCUGAUCGCUGAAACAGUGGCGCAUGAAAUAGCGCAUCAGUGGUUUGGAAACCUGGUAACACCAAAGUGGUGGGACGAUUUGUGGCUCAACGAAGGGUUCGCCACCUGGGCAGCCGCACUUGGCUGUAAUGCAAUUAGGGAGAAGCAAAAGACUGAUCCCAACAUUGUAAAUCCCAUAAACACGAACGAAUUGCUCAUUGAUUGGGAGCCCUGGGUAUCAUUCAUCAACGAUGACUUGAACAAAGGAAUGGAAUUUGAUACACUCGAUUCAUCUCAUCCCAUCAAG